This is a messenger RNA of Rhizoctonia solani, 2850 nucleotides long. RefSeq names its product TPR-1 domain-containing protein. NCBI's taxonomy places the organism in Eukaryota, Fungi, Basidiomycota, Agaricomycetes, Cantharellales, Ceratobasidiaceae. The record is from RefSeq and is a predicted model, not a curated record. The transcript is spliced from 12 exons. The coding region runs from base 1 to 2850 and encodes 949 amino acids.
AUGUCCUCUUCAUCCUCCUCCUCGUCCUUGUCCUGGAAAAAGCCGUUUGAGCAAGGUGUGGUUGCGUUCAAGGAGAAGAGGCUUUUUAGAUUGGAGAUUGAGUAUGGCGUGUGUAUGGGGGGUUCUAGAGCAUUCAAGUCGACGAUUCGCACGCGCAUGUGUUUGAUUCCCGGGCAGCUGCUUACGAGCAGCUCAAGCGGUUCCGGGAAGCCUUGGCCGAUACGCGAAAGUGUAUUGGUCUUCAGCCGGAACGAUACCAAAACGGCCAGGAUCUUCUUGACCAUUGGCAAACAUGAUCGAGCAGUCCAGAUGGUCGAGGCUGCGCGCAAGAGAUUAAACGCCUCGGACGCAGGGUACCAGAAACGAAUCGAGGAGCUCGCCAAGGUCGAGCAAUCGGCGCGAGAGGCCGAAGCGAGGAGACGUGCGCAUGUGGACCCGUUGCGCAAACUGCCGCUCGAGUUGUUGGACGAUAUCUGUCGGCUGGUCGUUCGCGAUAUGGACUUGGAGCAUCCGCGCGGCGCCGCUCAUUUCGCCAUCACGCUCGGGUCCGUGUGCAAGAGUUUACGAGAGAUGGUGUAUUCUGUUCCCUGGUUCUGGCAGUCCUUGUCCAUCUCGGGAAACCAGUUUGGAAAGAAGAGUGCGUUUUGGUUGGAGCGAUUGGACGGGCAGGGAUUGUACUCGCUUUCCUUGGUUGAUAUCCCACCGAAUAUGGCUCCGAAGCUUUGGAAGUUUAUCGAGGCGACUCGGCCCGAGUCUUGGAAGCACUUGACGAUCAUCGGGAUGGAUGCGUUUGGUUAUACCGCUCUCGACGUUAUCCGGAAUCACAAUGUGCAGCUGCACUCGCUUUCGUUUCGACCUGGUCUGCUCCCUGUUCAUUCGACCCAUCCGAAUGUCGAGACAUGUGAUCCCGACAAGAUCAUCUCUCUCUUUUCACCUCGCUCCGACCCUUUGGGCACACGAAAACUCGCUUUACAUCUUGCGCAGUCUCAUCGUCCGCCCCGCAAACGUGUUCGUCAACAACCAACAUCCCAAUUUGCCCCCCUUCCAGACUUUAAAGAUAUUCCCGUCCUACGUCUUGAAAACCUUGAAGAAUUACGGAUCGCAACCAUUGGGCCGUUACACUCUUUAACCACACUCGUAUUUCCCAAAUUACAGAUCCUCGACCUCCAACAACUCUCCGCUGUGAAGCCUGCUAUUCUAUUACGCUACUUGACAGACUGUGACCCGUCCGACAGGCCGCCCCUGCGGGAACUCCGAUUGAGUCGAGUGGCAAUGCAUUCGCCCCUCUUACUCUCCCUCCUCAACACAUUUCACGAGACCCUCGAGUUCCUAGAAGUCUCGUACUGCAGCGCUUUCCCACCCGACCUCUUUUCCACUCUCUCAUUCCCCAACCUGCGGGAUGUGAAUUUCUCAGGCGCAGACGAGUUGCGUGCUUCACACUUGGUCAAGAUGGUCAAGAACGGAAAGGGAAUGAUACGUAAUAUUGUUGUGGAUGCGUGUCCGUGUGUGGACCCCGAAGCUUUACCGUGGUUGAGGGCGAAUGCCAUAGCCUUUGGAGCAGAGGUGGAAGAAAUGAUGGACGAUACCGAUGAUCGUGAUUCAGGUUUGGCCAAGCGCUUCAAACUGCAUAUGCAUCCCAGUGAAAUGAGGGAGAAAUAUUCUAUUAAGCUGGAUCUCCGGUUUGUUACCGAAGCGGAGGCAUCGGUACAUUAUUGCAUUAGUCAUAGUAACAUUUCUAACCGGCUUAAGGCCGGGCUGAAUUUUGCUGUAUGCGAUGCUGGCGGAUCAACGGUGGAUAUCACUGUGUAUACAGUGACUUCAAUGAGCCCUUUACUCAAGUUGGCAGAAAAGAGGGACUCAGCGUGCAUUCAGGCGGGUGGGCUGUAUGUAGAUGACGCGGUCGAAAAGUACCUUGAAGAUACCUUGACUAGGGCUGGAAUCGAUCCCGAAGAUAUCAAAGAAUAUGUCGAGGAAGGUGUCAAGGAUUUUGAGAAAUUCCCUAAGCGCCUGUUCUCGGAUGGCUCUGAUAGCCUCAAGCUCAAAUUAGGCGAUAAAGGACUAACAAACCGAAAUCAGCGUUCGCCGAGGCGUUAUGACACCAUUAUCAAGAGUGUUGAUGAUCAAAUACGCGGAAUAAAUGUUUCACAUAUUCUCCUUGUCGGAGGAUUUGGGGAUAGCCCUUACCUUCAACAGCAACUCAAGGAACGUUUAGCUCUCAUCUUGUAUAAGUCAAGCCAAACUGACACUGCCAAUAGAUCCAAGGCGGUUGCAGAAGGUGCUAUCAUGUGGAAUACUAUGACAAGCGUAUUUAGCCGUGCGCCAAAUUGGUCGUAUGGUAUACAAGGCUACGUUAGGUUUGACUCCUACUCUAGCGACCAUCGCGAACGAACUACGUUCACAACUCCAGAUGGUUAUCAAAAGGUCACUGGUGUAUGGUGUGAGAUUGUGAAGAAGAAUGCUAUCGAGGACCAAAAAGUAGAAGUGAACAGACUCAAGUCGGAGCUUGAAAUUUGCGGCAUUGAAGGACGCCAAUCACGAACUCGAACUGGAAAUCAUAAACUGCGGGUUGAGCUUCAGUCGAAUGAAGAUCGGUUGAAGCUAGAAAUUCACGAGAAAGAGGAAAUCAGCAAGCUCAGCUCAGAAAGGAAUUCAGAAAUCGAAGAGAUACGGGACCAACUACGAGUAAAGGACGAAGACUUGGCGAAGCUCAAAGCCGAUAACGAACGCAGGUCAGGACACAUCCGUCGACGGUGCACAUGUACAGGAAAAGGAAAAGACAACAGAACUCAAGCCAGUGUCAAUGGUCUACGCACUGUAUCGAGUCCAAAGAACAUGAAAUGGACCGUUUGA